AUGGGGAACGCGUACUGUCUCCUCUGCGGUUGCGUGGACCAAGCUAGCAUCGGCGUGGUGGAGCGAUGGGGCCGCUUCGAGCGAUUGGCUGAGCCAGGGCUUCACUUCUUCAACCCCUUCGCCGGCCAGUGCCUCGCCGGAAUUCUCUCCACCAGGAUCAAGUCGCUCGACGUUCGCAUCGAAACCAAAACCAAGGAUAACGUGUUUGUGCAAUUGGUUUGCUCAAUUCAAUACCGGAUCGUCAAGGAAAACGCUGAUGAUGCGUUCUAUGAGCUCGCGAAUCCUCAAGAGCAGAUUCAGGCUUAUGUGUUUGAUGUGGUUCGAGCUCUUGUUCCGAGAAUGGCAUUGGAUGAACUCUUUGAGCAGAAGGGAGAGGUUGCUAGAUCAGUACUGGAGGAACUAGAGAAGGUGAUGAGUGCUUAUGGGUAUAACAUUGAGCAUAUGCUGAUGGUAGACAUUAUACCCGAUCCCUCUGUGCGAAAAGCCAUGAAUGAGAUCAACGCAGCUCAAAGGCUUCAACUUGCAAGCGUUUACAAAGGGGAAGCCGAAAAGAUCCUUAUGGUCAAGAAGGCAGAAGCUGAAGCCGAGGCGAAAUACCUCGGAGGAGUAGGUGUGGCGAAGCAGAGGCAGGCGAUCACAGACGGACUGAGGGAGAACAUACUGAACUUCUCGCACAAGGUGACCGGCACUAGCGCCAAGGAAGUCAUGGACCUGAUCAUGGUGACCCAGUACUUUGACACGAUCAAGGACCUCGGCAACUCGUCGAAGAACACCACCGUGUUCAUCCCCCAUGGCCCUGGUCACGUUCGGGACAUCGGCGACCAAAUUCGCAAUGGCAUGAUGGAGGCAGCUGCCGGUUCGCAGGGGAACGAUUCCGACUGA
Molecule: messenger RNA, 882 nt
Organism: Linum trigynum
Lineage: Eukaryota; Viridiplantae; Streptophyta; Magnoliopsida; Malpighiales; Linaceae
Source: the annotation of a GenBank genome assembly